Messenger RNA from Aegilops tauschii subsp. strangulata, 621 nucleotides. Its product is annotated as protein FAR-RED ELONGATED HYPOCOTYL 3-like. Lineage: Eukaryota; Viridiplantae; Streptophyta; Magnoliopsida; Poales; Poaceae. The record is from RefSeq and is a predicted model, not a curated record. Gene Ontology annotation, biological process: regulation of DNA-templated transcription.
AUGAUCCGGGCUUUUCGGACUGUCCUUUCAGAUGUUUUCCAUCAUCUUUGCUCCUGGCAUAUCGAGAAAAAUAUGCAGAGGCACCUGCAUUACAAGUCACUGGAUGAGUUCAGAUCGCUCCUGUACUAUGCCACCUCUCAAGCGAACUUUGAGCAGAGAUGGAAAGCUUUCUAUGAUAAGUGGAAUACGGAUAGAACUGAAGAGUGGCUUGACAGGAUGUAUAGGAAGAGGAGACUUUGGGCAGCUUCAUAUCUUUCCGAUGGUUUUUUCCUUGGUAUGCGAAGUAACCAGAGGAGUGAAAGCCUCAACUCCUGCCUUCACCUUCACCUGGACUACGGUAUGACAAUUGUUGAUUUGGUGGUGCAUUAUGAGAACUGUAUAGUUCGCCUGCGUGAGAACGAGGCGUACGAUGACUGCGAGGCAUUCCAGAAGGAACCACCGUCGGUUACUGAAUAUAAGGCCCUUGAGGAGCAUGCCGCCAAAGUAUUCACACCUGCUAAUUUCUACAUCCUCCAAGAUGAUUUGCAUAAGAUGGGUCAGCUGGAGAUAUUUGAGACGCUCGUGGGAAUUGGGCGUCAGACAUUCAUGGUGACAUGGAAGGAUAACCACAAGUUCAGGUAA